Molecule: messenger RNA, 2592 nt
Organism: Psilocybe cubensis
Lineage: Eukaryota; Fungi; Basidiomycota; Agaricomycetes; Agaricales; Agrocybaceae
Exons: 15
Coding region: 1-2592 (863 amino acids)
Biological process (GO): transcription initiation at RNA polymerase II promoter; nucleotide-excision repair
Cellular component (GO): transcription factor TFIIH holo complex; transcription preinitiation complex; nucleotide-excision repair factor 3 complex
Molecular function (GO): hydrolase activity; 3'-5' DNA helicase activity; DNA binding
Source: RefSeq, a predicted model, not a curated record
AUGAUCUCCACAAAGCGUUCUGCCGAAGUUGGCACACCGCAGCCAGCAAAACGUCUGAAGCCGAGUGACGAUGACAUCGAACUGGCAAACGAGGAUGAUGUGAUUCCACCUUCUCCGCCAGAUACGUCGCUCGUCCCAAAAAGCGCCACUAUCAACUUCAGUGCCCUUACUCGUAAAUUGGCCCUGAAUAAGAGGUCAACGGAUGACGACACCCCCGUAUCGGGUUUAUCUUCGUUCGAAGUGCAUCGUAGACAACAGGACAAACUGAUAUCUCAUAUUUUUAUGGAUCAAGACUUUUCAUGGCUACAUCUCAAGUUGGACCAUCAGUCGCGCCCUCUGUGGAUCAGUCCUGAGGACGGACAUAUUAUUCUGGAAGCAUUUUCACCUAUUGCUGAGCAGGCUCAGGACUUUCUUACAGCUAUCAGCGAACCUGUCAGUCGACCUGCGAUGAUCCAUGAGUAUAAACUCACGUCUUAUUCGUUGUAUGCGGCAGUUUCUGUUGGAUUACAGACGGAUGAUAUCAUUGAAGUUCUCAACCGGCUGUCAAAGGUUAGAGUCCCUGUCCCAGACUCGAUCAUUGCUUUCAUUCGAAGUUGUACUUUAAGUUACGGAAAAGUCAAACUCGUGUUAAAGCACAACAAAUACUUCGUCGAAUCCAACCACCCCGAGACCUUGCAAUUGCUGCUUAAAGACAGAGUCAUUAGAGAAGCUCGUAUCGUCACAGCGCAAACAGACAACAGCAUCAAAGCUGCCACAUUCACCACUUCGAAAGCCCCUACACGAGGAAAUCUCGUUAUACCCGGGACUGAGAAAAAGAAGGAUGAGGCUGGAGAUGGAACACCUGGUCAAUCCAAAGGCAAUCCCUCAGAUGCAGACCUCUUCACAUCUGUUGUCGGGGUCGAUGCAGAUGAGAUCGAGGAAGAUGAUGACAGUGUACAUGCCUUCGAAAUUGAUGACAAAAAGAUCGACGAAAUCAAAAAACGAUGCAAUGAACUUGAGUACCCUAUGUUGGAGGAGUAUGAUUUCAGAAAUGAUACUCUGAACGCGAAUCUUGACAUUGAUCUGAAACCGGCUACUGUAAUUCGGCCGUAUCAAGAAACCAGCUUGAGCAAGAUGUUCGGGAAUGGUCGUGCGCGUUCUGGAAUCAUCGUCUUGCCUUGUGGAGCUGGCAAAACGCUGGUUGGCAUAACAGCUGCGUGUACUAUAAAAAAGUCCUGCCUUGUUCUUUGUACUUCAUCGGUUUCCGUCAUGCAAUGGAAACAACAAUUCAUGCAAUGGUCCAAUGUGACUGAUCGCCAGAUUGCAGUCUUCACGGCAGAUCAAAAGGAGAAAUUCUCCGGUGAAAGUGGAAUCGUCGUAUCGACAUAUUCUAUGGUCGCAAACACACAUAACCGAUCACAUUCGGCUCAAAAGAUGAUGGAUUUCUUGACUUCCCGGGAGUGGGGUUUCAUUCUUUUGGAUGAGGUGCAUGUUGUACCUGCUGUUAUGUUCCGACGUGUGGUCACAACUAUCAAAGCCCAUUCCAAACUGGGUUUGACUGCCACUCUUGUUCGAGAGGACGACAAAAUUGCGGAUCUGAACUAUAUGAUCGGGCCGAAGCUGUAUGAAGCUAAUUGGAUGGACCUUGCAGCUAAGGGGCAUAUUGCGAAUGUCCAGUGCGCUGAGGUUUGGUGUCCUAUGACCCCAGAAUUUUACCAUGAAUACCUGAAAGAGCAGUCACGGAAACGCAUGUUGCUCUAUUGCAUGAACCCGAACAAAUUCCAAUCGUGCCAAUUUCUCAUUAAAUACCACGAAGACCGAGGCGACAAAAUUAUUGUUUUUUCAGAUAAUGUGUUUGCAUUAGAGGCUUAUGCCCGACAUCUGAAAAAACUCUUCAUUCAUGGUGGUGUUGGUCAAUUGGAACGAAUGGCGAUUUUGUCAAAAUUCCAACAUGACCCCAACGUCAAUACCAUAUUCUUAUCAAAGGUUGGAGAUACAUCCAUCGAUCUCCCGGAGGCGACAUGUUUGAUUCAGAUCUCCUCCCACUUCGGUUCUCGGCGCCAAGAAGCCCAGCGUUUGGGGCGUAUUUUGCGCGCAAAGAGGAGAAACGAUGAAGGCUUCAACGCCUUUUUCUAUUCUCUCGUUUCCAAGGACACACAGGAAAUGUUUUAUAGUACUAAGCGCCAACAGUUUUUGAUCGACCAAGGUUAUGCUUUCAAAGUUAUCACGCAUCUUGACGGGAUGGAAAAUUUACCAGACCUUGUGUAUCGAACGCGAGAUGAACAGAUUGAACUUCUUCAGUCUGUGUUGAUCGCAAACGACAACGAGGCAGAGCUUGGAUCAGAUAUUCGCCAUGUCGACGGUGACCUGGCGGGUACUGUGACGUCCAAGGACUUUGGUGGACCGACCAAGUUCCCACCUACCCAACGGACGACUGGGUCGCUUUCUGCCCUCAGUGGCGGGCAUCAUAUGUCAUAUAUCGAGCAGAACAAGUCGGCCAACAAGGGUAUCUCCCGUGCUGGCGCUUCCACAGCUGCCCCUCGACACAAACUGUUCGCUAAACGCGACAAAGACAAGGCAAGUGCGAGGAAGGAGGCUAGGAUGGCGGGGUGA